Aspergillus steynii IBT 23096 is the source of this 1090-nucleotide messenger RNA. RefSeq names its product GNAT family N-acetyltransferase. NCBI's taxonomy places the organism in Eukaryota, Fungi, Ascomycota, Eurotiomycetes, Eurotiales, Aspergillaceae. The transcript is spliced from 2 exons. The coding region runs from base 219 to 950 and encodes 243 amino acids. The record is from RefSeq and is a predicted model, not a curated record. Gene Ontology annotation, molecular function: acyltransferase activity, transferring groups other than amino-acyl groups.
AUUGCAUUCUUUGGGGGCCAAAUUUAGUCCGAGAUCGUGUAUUUUAUUCCGCGCGGAAUAAAAGGGUCUAGGCUGCACUUUCUAGUGUUCAAAUAUAAAAGGACUGCACUAACCACACUCCGAAAAUCAUAACCUCAAGUACGACUCUACGCAGAUACCCUUAAUCAGGUCCUCAACUUAAAAGCAGAUACCAUCACCCCACAAACACAUCCACACCAAUGACUUGUAACAUGUCCUAUACAAUCCAACCGUCGCCCUCCUCAGACGUGCGAGAAUGUCUCGCCGUCUCUGAAAAGUCAUAUGCCGGAUUCCACAGUGCACUCUAUCAUACCUUGCCCCUGUCCCCCGAGUCCAUUGAUAUCAUGGUCCGUGUCCGCGAGGAAGCCAUGGACAAGGACCCGCAAUGCCGGGCUUACAAGGCCGUGGACUCCGAGACUGGCGCUAUUAUCGGCGUCGCAAAAUGGAGCGUGUAUCCCGAGGGAGUUGUGAUUGAUAAGACUGUGGAAGAAGUCGUCGAGGCAAGACUCACGCCUCGGAUUCCAGAGAUGCGGGAAGACGUGGCGAGGGGGCUUCAUUCGCUCAUGAAUCGAGAGAUGAGGCAGAUUAUGGCGGAGCGGAAUGAGGGGGAGGUAGGGAAUGAGAAUGGGGAUGGAGAAGUCAGGAAGCUCACGCCUCAUGUGCAUGUCGACGCGCUGUUUACGCAUCCGGAUCAUCAGCGCAAAGGCAUCGGGAAGGCUCUCUUGCAGACGUGUCUGAGGGAGGCGAAUGAGCUGGGGCUUGUCACUUUUCUGGAGGCGACGGAAGAUGGGAGGCCGCUUUAUGAAAAGUCGGGGUUUAAGGUUUUGAAGGAGUGCGUGUUUGAUGCGGAGAAGUUUGGUGGUUUUGGAGGGCACGAGGUUACGUAUAUGAAGAAGUUGCCGGAGAAAGUCUCGUCCAAUACUUCGGAAUGAGAUCGAAUUCUAGACCUGAUUGGCUCAUAUCAGAGUUUAAAUUAGCUUCUAUAUCAUGUGUUCUGGUUUUAUGUACCUGUGAAUAGAUUUAUAUUUAGCGUCACAUUGUUUGCCGAAUGAAUACAUCAGCUUAGUCUCAG